AUGUCUCAAUCCGUUCCUUCUUCCCCUGUUCCAUCCUGGAAAGCUAGAUCUUCAGCUAGCAGGGCUCCACCUCCCCAGCCUCCCAAACGCCAGAUAUCCGUCAUUUUGGACGCUUCUGCCUCUUCCUCCCUCUCAUCUCUCAUAUCGCUCUCAGACUCUGAACUAUCUCGAAAAGAAGAAAAGGAAACUUCAAUAGCAGCUUGUGUUCCGAAGGACUUCAACUGCUUCUGGGAUAUCGUUACUGACGGCCUCAAAUGGGACGCAGAUGAAACCACCAUGCCUUCAAACAUCCAAGCACAACUCCUCAACCUCAUCCAAUCCAAUAGGAAGUUCCAACACCAAAUUGGUAUCGACAGUUGGGUCCGAGGUCUCCUCGAAGAACACUUUGUUGAUAUCAACGAGCAUUGUGAUGAAAUCGCGUCGGGAAGGAUCACAAAACCAAUGGGCAAUGACUUCAUUUUGUCGUUGACAGAACCAUACACACUUGGGUUCCGAAGAUUCUGGGUCGAUUGUGUCAUUGGUAACCAGGAGAAACACAAACUCGCUCGUCGUUCUGUCAAUCAGUUUGUGAAUAUAGUUGUUCCGCGCCCCCAAGGUUCCAGAGGGGGUACCACCUCAACUUUCAACGCUCCAAUCACUGGCUUGCCCGUUUACAGGAAGGUCUCUGAGAAAAUUAGCGGGAAGCUAGAUGAGCUCGUCCGUUUGGGUCGAUAUAUGGCUGGGAUGGUCAAAGAUAUCGAAACCACUACUCUCCAGUUCGGCAUGAGGUACAAACCACUCACCCGAAAGGAGCACGACAUUGUCGACGAGGUUAUCUGGUGGGCAGAAAGCAUCGUCAAUUUCUAUACCCUCGAUUGCGAUAGCCGACAGAAGGCCAAAAACUUCGUCGGUUUGGCUAGGUCGCUAUUUUCUGGGGACCGGCUUGCCUCCCUUGAAGCUCGCUUCAAGGAGUGGGAAAUCUCCGAGGAUGACCAACGAAUCGUGGCUGGCAACUCUUCUUCCCCCUCUUCCCCCUCCCUUUCCACUACUGGGCCCACAGAAGGGCACCAGAAGGCGCUCUUGAUCCGGCACAUAUACCUCAUCGAGCGUCACGUGAGUGCCAUCUGGCGCGAGCUCUUCUUGGCCAUCGAGCUUUGUCUCGAUGUCCAGUUGGCUUGCCACCAGUGGUACCAUGUGAUGCAAGAUAGGUAUCACCAGGCCGUCCGUAACAUCAAGGAUAUCAGGAGCAAGCCCGAUAUGCGCCUGUAUAUCGGCUUGAAAGAGCGGCGGGCUGGGAAGAGGAUGCACAAGUGGGAAUAA
Messenger RNA from Orbilia oligospora ATCC 24927, 1299 nucleotides. RefSeq lists its product as uncharacterized. NCBI's taxonomy places the organism in Eukaryota, Fungi, Ascomycota, Orbiliomycetes, Orbiliales, Orbiliaceae. The coding region runs from base 1 to 1299 and encodes 432 amino acids. The transcript has a single exon. The record is from RefSeq and is a predicted model, not a curated record.